CUUUGAAGCUAAUUAAUUUGGCAAAUUUGUUGAUCUUGAAACUGUUUUGACUAUUAAUCAUUUCAUCCUGGGAUUGAGUCAAAUUUAAAAUGGAAUUACAAUUGCCCCAACAGCUGGAAUAUUCACUAAGCCAGCAAUAUGAUAUUCUUACUGAAUAUGCAAGUCCACGCAAUGCGGAAGUUGCAAAACAAACAGAAAGAAAUGAUGAGAGUUUUUGUAACAAACCAAUUCACAAUUGCACUCAGCGAAAAAGAAAAAUAUAUCCUAGUCCAGUAUGGCGCAGAGAUUCAACUAACCGUUUGCAGCGCAAACCACUUCGAAAGAGCACUUCUUUUGAAUCAUCUUUGGACGAAAUUCGAGACUAUGAUUUGAACGAAAGUGCCGUAAUGGAUUCAUUAUUUAACUCAACUCAUAUAAAUUCUCCCCAGUGGCAGAGAGUAGAGUAUGAAUGUACAACGCAGUUAAGGAAAGGUUUAAUGCCUGUACAAAAUCGUAAAAUUUUUAAUUCGACUAUGAAGAACGGCUAUCCUCAUAAGUCUAUGGCUGAAACUAAUGCAAAUCCAGAAAUUUUGUUAAAUAUGGACCAAUACACCUCACCGGUCAUACAUCGGCGCAAUCACUCAGGAAAACUUAAGAUUUCCAACAGUUGGAUAGAAUGGACACCGUUUUGGAAUAGAGAUGAAUACAGCAAACGUUUAGAUCGUCGUCAUUAUAUUUCGGAUUUUUUUGACUUCUCAAUGGAUCCUAAUGAUUAUUAAUUAAUCUUCCUAAGUUGGAAAUUUUAUUAAGAGCUGCGCUCAAUAUUCUGUUUUAUCAUUUUAUAAAAAUUUCCAUUUUAAGACUUGUACUUGCAUACUACAUAUUUAAAUUUUAUGAUUUUAACAAUAAAUUUUUUAGGUAUAACACCUUGAUUUUAACAA
Molecule: messenger RNA, 920 nt
Organism: Lucilia sericata (common green bottle fly)
Lineage: Eukaryota; Metazoa; Arthropoda; Insecta; Diptera; Calliphoridae
Exons: 6
Coding region: 90-758 (222 amino acids)
Source: RefSeq, a predicted model, not a curated record